AUGAUCUCAAUGGAUAAGAAGAAUAUCGAUCACCUCUUGGCUCACUUGGAUUUGAUAGACGUUCAAUGUCACGUCUGCUUCCACGUCAACACGGACCCAGUCAUCUUUGUGAAGUGCAAGCAUUCUCUCUGUGGAGGAUGCGCCGGUCGCUGGCUCGCAAGUACCAGCGUCUGUCCAAUGUGUCGCGCUCAAGUUGAAGAGAUCGAGCCAGAUCAGGAGUUGAAACAGAGAGCUGACAGAUUCCUCCUUCGCCAUCCAGAGAAUCGUUCUCCACACGACAUCUACUACGAGCAAACUGUGAACGAGACAGUGUUCUGGUCCAUUCAACAACGCAAAAAAGCAGGAGAUUCGGAUAGAGUCUUCUAUGGAAUGAAACCAGCGGUUCCAGAGAAUAUGACUGAGGAAGAAGCCGAGGAGUUCCUGGAGGCUCGACGUAUCGAGAGUGUUCGUAAACGUCUCGACGAGCUCAAUGAUCGUAUCGCCAUUCAGACUCCACUUGUUCAAGCUCAAUACAGAGAGGAAUUAUUUGUUCAUCUCUCGAACAAAAACGACGCUACCUUCAGAUAUGAGGAUUAUGAGUGGCAGAUGGUCAACGGUCGCGGUUUGAUUCGUGUGCCACGAUCAACCAAUCGCUUCUACUGUCCACUCCGUUUCCGUCGCGCACACAGCACCUAA
Messenger RNA from Caenorhabditis remanei, 675 nucleotides. RefSeq lists its product as uncharacterized. The coding region runs from base 1 to 675 and encodes 224 amino acids. NCBI's taxonomy places the organism in Eukaryota, Metazoa, Nematoda, Chromadorea, Rhabditida, Rhabditidae. The transcript has 5 exons. The record is from RefSeq and is a predicted model, not a curated record.